Nanorana parkeri is the source of this 2105-nucleotide messenger RNA. RefSeq names its product transcription factor COE3-like. The transcript has 16 exons. Gene Ontology annotation, biological process: regulation of transcription by RNA polymerase II. Lineage: Eukaryota; Metazoa; Chordata; Amphibia; Anura; Dicroglossidae. Gene Ontology annotation, molecular function: RNA polymerase II cis-regulatory region sequence-specific DNA binding; DNA-binding transcription factor activity, RNA polymerase II-specific. Bases 166 to 1977 code for a protein of 603 amino acids. The record is from RefSeq and is a predicted model, not a curated record.
AGAAGUACAGGCUGUGCGUCUCGUGGAUGACACCAGACACCGGUCCUCUGUGGGAUAUUACGUCCUGGAUACAGCGGGACCGCGGCCGGGUACCCUGGGCUGUUGCUGCGCUUUUCUCUUCUCGGGGAGUUGUGUGCGCUGACGGAGAGAGGAGCCCCCGUGUACAUGUUCUCCAUCCAGGAUACGUUCUCCAGGGGGGCACUAAGUAUGAAGGAGGAACCUAUACCCGCCGGAUUGUCCUCUGUCCGCUCCUGGAUGCACUCCUCAGGAAUAAUGGACUCCAGCACCGCUGCACAGAGCGGGAUCGGACUAUCGAGGGCCCACUUCGAGAAGCAACCACCAUCCAACCUCAGAAAAUCCAACUUUUUCCAUUUUGUUCUUGCACUUUAUGACCGUCAAGGGCAGCCGGUGGAGAUCGAGAGGACGUCCUACAUCGACUUUGUAGAAAAAGACAAAGAGCAGAGCGGAGAGAAAACGAACAAUGGCAUCCACUAUAGGCUCCAGCUACUCUACAGCAAUGGAAUCAGGACGGAACAAGAUAUUUAUGUGCGGCUUAUCGACUCCAUGUCCAAACAGGCCAUCAUCUAUGAAGGUCAGGACAAGAACCCGGAGAUGUGUCGAGUCCUUCUCACUCAUGAGAUCAUGUGCAGUCGGUGCUGUGACAAGAAGAGCUGUGGGAAUCGCAAUGAGACGCCCUCAGACCCGGUCAUCAUAGACAGGUUCUUCUUGAAGUUCUUCCUAAAGUGCAAUCAGAACUGUCUGAAGAACGCCGGGAACCCACGAGAUAUGAGAAGAUUCCAGGUGGUGGUUUCUACAACAGUGAAUGUGGAUGGACACGUCCUCGCCGUGUCUGAUAACAUGUUCGUACACAAUAACUCCAAGCAUGGACGCCGGGCUCGGAGACUGGACCCUUCAGAAGGUGUGUGUAUAAUAUUACUGUAUCCGGUCUCCAUGGAGGAAGCAGCAACCCCGUGUAUCAAAGCCAUCAGUCCCAGCGAGGGUUGGACCACGGGUGGAGCCACCGUCAUCCUCAUAGGAGACCACUUCUUCGACGGUCUGCAGGUGGUGUUUGGCACAAUGCUGGUGUGGAGUGAGCUAAUAACCCCCCAUGCCAUCAGAGUUCAGACACCUCCGAGGCACAUCCCCGGCGUGGUGGAGGUGACGCUCUCCUACAAGUCCAAACACUUCUGUAAAGGAUCGCCGGGGCGCUUUGUCUACACAGCCUUGAAUGAACCAACCAUUGACUACGGCUUCCAGAGACUACAGAAGGUGGUGCCCCGACACCCGGGAGACCCUGAGAGGUUACCCAAGGAAGUCUUAUUAAAGCGAGCGGCGGAUCUGGUGGAAGCCUUGUAUGGGGUGCCGCACAAUAACCAGGAUAUCAUAUUAAAAAGAGCCGCGGACAUUGCCGAAGCUUUGUACAGCGUCCCCCGCAACUCCAAUCAGCUGUCAUCGUUAACAUCCAAUCACCCGCAUAGCGGCAUGAUGGGAGUCAACUCCUUUGGAAGCCAACUGGCCAUCAAUAUUGCAGAGUCUUCGCAGGCCUCCGACCAAGGUUACUCCAGGAACUCGAGCAGUGUUUCUCCACGGGGGUACGUCCCCAGCUCUACACCACAGCAAUCGCACUACAACACCAUCACUUCCAGCAUGAAUGGCUAUGCGGGGGCCGGGAUGACCAGCCUAGGAGUACCGGCAUCACCAAGCUUCCUUAAUGGCUCCACCGCCAACUCUCCAUAUGCAAUUAUGCCGGCGAGUCCCCCGCUCGGAGCUUCUUCCAUCUCUCUCCCGUCCAGCGCCAAUUCCGGUAACCCCACUGGUAUCUUCUCCUUCUCACCGGUCAAUAUGAUCUCCGCCGUCAAACAGAAGAGCGCCUUUGCCCCCGUGGUGCGACCCCAAAACUCUCCUCCACCCACCUGCACCAGCUCCAGUGCGAACAGUCUACAAGCCAUGACUGGUUUGAUAGUUCAGCCAAUGUAGAACAAGUGACUUGAGAUUCCAUAGAAAACCUUUGCAUCCCACAACUUCCUUCAAGAACAAGGACCUGCUGACCAGCACCUGAUGGCAACAAACCAGGAUAUGACUGAUCAAGCAAAGGCUGGUCUUAU